Messenger RNA from Arabis nemorensis, 1284 nucleotides. Lineage: Eukaryota; Viridiplantae; Streptophyta; Magnoliopsida; Brassicales; Brassicaceae. The record is from the annotation of a GenBank genome assembly.
AUGGUGAAGGUUUGGGGUUUAAUGGCGAUUUUGUUUAUUGUUUUGGCCGGAAAUGUGUCCUCGUAUGAUCGGCCUGGCACUCGUAAAAAUAUAGUGUUGCAUCCCUCCAACGACGACGAUCAUAUGUUCCCGGAACAGGUGCAUAUCUCUCUAGUUGGGUCCGACAAAAUGAGGAUAUCGUGGAUAACCAAAGAUUCAAUCAUACCAAGUGUUGUAUAUGGUACAGUCUCUGGAAAAUACGAAAGUUCGGCUAAUGGGACGAGUUCGUCGUACCACUACUUGAAGAUUUAUCAAUCGGGCCAAAUUCAUGACGUGGUUAUAGGCCCAUUAAAGCCCAAUACAGUUUACUAUUACAAAUGUGGAGGUCCAAAUUCACCACAAGAGUUCAGCUUCAAGACUCCUCCUUCUCAUUUCCCCAUCAAAUUCGCUGUGGCUGGUGACCUUGGGACAACUGAAUGGACUAAAUCAACAUUGGAACAUCUAUCAAAAUGGGAUCAUGACUUUUUUAUCUUGCCUGGAGAUCUCUCGUACGCUGACAUGUUUCAACCUGUUUGGGACGUUUUUGGUCGCUUGGUGCAGCCACUUGCGAGCAAAAGACCAUGGAUGGUCACUCAAGGCAACCACGAAGUCGAACAUAUUCCUGUCCUCCACGAUCAAAGCUUCACCGCCUUUAAUCAUAGGUGGCACAUGCCAUAUGAAGAGAGUGGCUCGACCUCGAACUUGUACUAUUCCUUCAACGUUUUCGGAGUCCACAUUAUAAUGUUGGGGUCAUACACAGAUUUUGAGCCUGGCUCGUAUCAGUACCAAUGGUUAGAAAAGGAUCUCCAAAACAUCGAUCGCAAGACCACACCAUGGUUGAUGGCUGUGAUACACGCGCCGUGGUACAACACCAACGAAGCACACCAAGGAGAGAAAGAGAGUGUCAAAAUGAAAGAAUCCAUGGAAACUCUUCUUUAUAAAGCUCGUGUCGAUUUGGUUUUCGCCGGUCACGUCCAUGCUUACGAGCGUUUUAAUCGGGUGUACCAAGAUAAGUUCGAUAAAUGUGGCCCGGUUUAUGUUAACAUUGGUGAUGGUGGCAAUCAAGAAGGACUUGCUACCAAGUACCAAAAUCCAAAUCCGGAAAUAUCAUUGUUUAGAGAAGCAAGUUUCGGGCAUGGUCAACUAGAGGUUGUGAAUGCGACUCAUGCACGUUGGGAGUGGCAAAGGAACGACGAUGAUGUGUCGGUACAAAAGGAUUCGGUUUGGUUAACCAGCCUCUUAUCCGAUUCAUCUUGCAAGAUUUAG